AUGUUUCUCACAGAUUGUGUCUUUCCUGUCCUAGAUCAGACACUCUGCACAGUAAACAACAUGGAGAACGCGAUAAGCAACGUAACCAACGAUAACUAUCCGGAAGAAGCAGAUAACCAGUUUACUGAUGAUAUAUAUAGUUGUCCGCCUAUUAAGGAAAGAACUGCACUCGAAAGGACGGGCAAGAUAACAGCCCUUGUGGUAAUAAUAGCCACGUCCUUAGUGGGGAAUAUUUUGACAAUAUAUGUUACUCAACGUAAUAGGAAUAUGCGUAAAAUAGCAUACACCUUUGUGGUUAAUAUGGCCAUUGCAGACCUCCUCACCACCCUUAUUAACAUGCCCGAGACGCUUGUCGUUGAAAUACGAAACACAGACGAGUGGUUUGCUGGUAAUGUGGGAGUGGUUUUAUGUAAACUUCUACCCUUCUGUCAAGAGGUUUGUGCAUUUUGCGCCAUUCUUAGUUUGUUGGCAAUCGCGCUUGACCGAUUUUUGGCGAUUUGCUUUCCACUCAAGAGGAUCAUGACGCAGCGAAUCUCCAAGAUAAUUUUAUUGUUCUCAUGGCUUAUACCAAUUUUUGCCAGCGCGCCAAUGAUUGUAGCAAACAAUGUGAUUCAAGAUGAGGGAACGAGUUAUUGCGUGGAGGAGUGGCCUGCCCCAUUUGAUCCUGAUAAAUCGUCCAAUGACUACACAAUAAUACUUUUCGUAUUAUUUUACUUAUUUCCUUUGGUGGUCAUAUCGACCCUGUACAUUUGUGUUAUUUGUAAGAUAUGGCGAAGAAGAGCUCCCGGGAACCACUCGUCUAGAACAAAUCAAGUUUACUCAAGAAGCAGACGAAAAGCACUAAAAAUGUUCAUUGCAAUUGUUGUUUGCUUUGCACUUUGUUGGCUUCCAUACCACGUGACAUUUUUCCUUAUGUAUUAUAACGAAGAAUUUUACAAUUGUGGAACGCCUAGAGAUGUCUUUUUUAUCUCUAAAUAUUUUUCUCACGCUAUUAGCGCGCUGAAUCCAUGCAUAUACAUAAUCUUCAACAGAGAUUAUCGCAAUGGAGCCAAACGUGUGCUGUACUCUUGUUGCUGUAGAAACCCAUCUAUGCUUUACCCUCAAAGUAUGAAUACAGGCACUGUUGUUAACUCACGAACAGAAGAAAACGAAAACCACGAGAUGAAGACAUUUCAUUCACGUAGCCUUCGAUUGGGAAUCCAACGAAUUCGGAAUAGGAAAAUAAUGGUAUCAAAUGAAGAUGUGUCUUUAAAGGGCGAUAUAUUUCUCGUCAAGUACAAUCAAGGAUUUCUAAAGCAGGAUGAAAUCUAG
Messenger RNA from Porites evermanni, 1311 nucleotides. The record is from the annotation of a GenBank genome assembly. NCBI's taxonomy places the organism in Eukaryota, Metazoa, Cnidaria, Anthozoa, Scleractinia, Poritidae.